AUAAAGAGGGUUCAUCACUUUCACAUUUUAUUCUCAUCAUCUCAAAAUAAUUAAAAAAGAUGGUGUAGUGUGGAUUAUAAUAGUUACCAUUAAAAAAAAAACUAAAUUACAAUGAAGUUUAUAUCAUAUUAGUAAGUUUAUAUCAUAUUAGUAAAUUUUACCAAGCAGCUAUAAAAUAGAAUAAUCCGCCUCACUCAACUCUCUCUCUUUGUCACAGAAUCACCACCAACUUCGCUUCCAUGUCCACUUCGCGGCUUCGCCAUAUAGCACCUCUCUUUUCCGUGUCCACCAAAGACGGUGCCGGCAACAACGCUGUUUCUUCCUCUGCCACCGCCGCUACUUCCAAUGAUUACGAAGAUGAUUUAGCACGGUAUCGUGUUCCUCCACCUGAGAUUAGGGACAUCGUUGAUGCUCCGUUGGUUCCUGCAUUGUCAUUUUCACCAUAUAGAGACAAAAUCAUUUUUCUAAAGCGACAGUCUUUACCUCCGCUGACUGAAUUAGCGAGGCCGGAGGAAAAGUUGGCUGGUUUACGUAUUGAUGGACACUGCAAUACAACGAAUCGCAUGUCAUUUUACACCGGUUUAGGGAUCCACCAAAUUCUUCCUGAUGGUACACUAGGACCAGAGGUUGAGAUACAUGGUUUGCCUGAAGGUGCAAAGAUACAUUUCAUUACUUGGUCUCCUGAUGCUCGACAUUUAUCCUUUAGUAUUCGCGUGAAUGAAGAGGACGAUAAUACCAGUAAACUCAAAGUAUGGAUUGUAGAUGUGGAAACUGGGAAAGCUAGACCUUUGUUUCAGUCUCCUGAUGUAUAUUUAAACGCGGCUUUUGACAGCUACAUUUGGGUAGAUAACUCUACAUUGUUAGUUUGCACCAUUCCAUCAACUCGUGGAGCUCCACCAAAGAAACCUUUGGUUCCUGAUGGCCCGAAAAUUCAAUCUAAUGAGCAGAAAAACAUUAUUCAAGCAAGAACAUUCCAGGAUUUGCUGAAGGACAAAUACGAUGAAGAUUUGUUUGACUACUAUGCGACCUCUCAGCUUGUUUUAGCAUCUUUGGAUGGUACUACAAAGGAUUUUGGACCACCAGCUGUUUAUACCUCUAUUGACCCUUCCCCAGAUAAGAAGUAUGUUAUGAUUAGUUCAAUUCACAGGCCUUACUCUUUUAUUGUACCUUGUGGAAGAUUUCCAACGAAGGUACAAUUAUGGAAUGCCGAUGGAAAAUUUGUCAGGGAGCUUUGUGACUUGCCCCUUGCUGAAGACAUUCCAAUUACAGCUGAUAGUGUGCGAAAAGGGAUGCGUUCUAUUAACUGGAGAGCUGAUAUGCCAUCAACACUUUACUGGGUAGAAACUCAAGAUGGAGGUGAUGCAAAAGUGGAAGUUUCUCCUCGUGAUAUAAUCUACUCACAACCUGCUGAACCACUAGAAGGUGAACAACCAAUGAUAUUACACAAGCUUAAUCUCCGCUAUGGAGGAAUUUUAUGGUGCGAUGAUUCACUGGCUUUUGUAUACGAAUCUUGGUAUAAAACAAGGCGAAUAAGAACAUGGGUAGUCUCUCCUGGAUAUGAAGAUGUGCCUCCACGCAUCCUAUUUGAUCGAUCUUCAGAAGAUGUAUACUCUGAUCCCGGUUCUCCAAUGUUGCGGAGAAUCCAAACUGGGACAUAUAUUAUUGCCAAGGUAAAGAAGAGGGGUGAUGAUGGAAGUUACAUCUUACUGAAUGGAAGUGGUGCAACACCAGAAGGGAACGUUCCAUUCCUUGAUCUGUUUGACAUAAAUACAGGUAUCAAGGAACGAAUCUGGGAGAGCGAUAAGGCAAAGUAUUUUGAGACUGUUGUUGCUCUAAUGUCUGAUCAAGAAGAAGGAGAUUUACAAUUAGAUAAGCUGAAAAUACUGACUUCAAAAGAGUCAAAAACAGAAAACACCCAAUAUAACUUUGUUAGCUGGCCUGAUAAAAAAAUAGUUCAGGUUACAAAUUUCCCUCAUCCAUACCCUCAGCUUGCUUCAUUGCAGAAAGAGAUGAUCAGGUAUCAAAGAAAAGACGGGGUUCAACUCACCGCCACAUUGUACUUGCCACCAGGUUACAAUCCAUCAACAGAUGGUCCUUUGCCAUGUUUUGUUUGGUCUUACCCUGGAGAAUUUAAGAGCAAAGAUGCUGCUAGCCAAGUUCGUGGUUCUCCAAAUGAAUUUACUGAGAUCGGUUCCAUGAUAUCCCAUCUUUGGCUGGCUAAAUGGUUUGCAAUUCUAGCUGAACCAACCAUUCCUAUUAUCGGUGAGGGAGAACAAGAGGCAAAUGAUAGCUAUGUAGAGCAAUUAGUUGCAAGUGCAGAGGCUGCUGUGGAGGAAGUUAUCCGGCGCGGGGUAGCUCAUCCAAAGAAAAUAGCUGUUGGUGGACAUUCCUAUGGCGCGUUCAUGACUGCCAACCUUCUGGCACAUGCCCCUCAUCUCUUUAGUUGUGGAAUUGCUCGUUCUGGUGCUUACAACCGGACGCUUACUCCUUUCGGUUUUCAGAAUGAAGACAGAACUCUUUGGGAGGCCACUAAUACCUAUGUAGAGAUGAGUCCUUUCAUGUCAGCUAAUAAAAUUAAGAAGCCUAUUUUGCUUAUCCAUGGAGAAGAGGAUAACAAUUCAGGAACAUUAACCAUGCAGUCAGAAAGGUUUUUCGAUGCUCUGAAAGGUCACGGUGCUCUUUGCCGGCUGGUGAUUCUGCCUUUUGAAAGCCAUAUUUAUUCCGCCAGAGAAAGCAUCAUGCAUCUCCUUUGGGAAACAGGUAGAUGGCUGCAUAAAUACUGUGUGUCAAAUACUUCUGAUGCUGGUGAAGAUCAUGAUACUGUCACAGUCAAAGAAAUUACAGAUCAUCAUGAUGUACUUCACUGAGAGAAUGGAACACUUACAUUAUAAUUAUGGGAUGUAAAACACAUUCAUUCAAUAGCUUCUAUAGCAAUAAUUGCAUUGCUGGUUCGGCAGCGGGUUACCAAAUCAUCACCUGCAUGGUUUACCAAGAUGAUGUUAUCAUUGCCGCCUUGUUUUCCGAACGAUCUUAGUUGCUUAAUCGAAUAAUGUACAAAGUGUAAUUUAAACUCAUAGUAUUACUUGUUCUUAAGCAC
This is a messenger RNA of Trifolium pratense (red clover), 3097 nucleotides long. RefSeq names its product probable glutamyl endopeptidase, chloroplastic. Bases 240 to 2867 code for a protein of 875 amino acids. Gene Ontology annotation, biological process: proteolysis. NCBI's taxonomy places the organism in Eukaryota, Viridiplantae, Streptophyta, Magnoliopsida, Fabales, Fabaceae. Gene Ontology annotation, molecular function: serine-type endopeptidase activity. The record is from RefSeq and is a predicted model, not a curated record. The transcript is spliced from 10 exons.